Molecule: messenger RNA, 912 nt
Organism: Oncorhynchus nerka (sockeye salmon)
Lineage: Eukaryota; Metazoa; Chordata; Actinopteri; Salmoniformes; Salmonidae
Product: sodium channel protein type 2 subunit alpha-like
Exons: 3
Coding region: 475-912 (145 amino acids)
Biological process (GO): neuronal action potential; membrane depolarization during action potential; sodium ion transmembrane transport
Cellular component (GO): axon; plasma membrane; voltage-gated sodium channel complex
Molecular function (GO): voltage-gated sodium channel activity
Source: RefSeq, a predicted model, not a curated record
CUCACCGACGCUUCUUGCGGUAAACCGUCGCGCGUAAAGUUGUUAUAGACUACUUGGACUAAAUCAACAGCUUUGUGGACAACGACUUUCUGCACGGAGCAUAUUAAAUCAUUUAUUUGGAGUCUAUUUAUUGGAAAGUGCAAUAAAAUAUAAAUGGUCAACUCAGAACCGUUAAAAAUAUGCCCAAUAAUGAGUUGGGUUAACAACUGGUAGAAUACGCGCGUUUUUUUCGAAUCAUUGGGUGCACCUUGCAUUAACAAAACAAAUGAUAUAUUCGAAAUAAUUAUAACACUUUUCAAAUAAGGUAUUCGGAUUGUUUGGAAUUGUGUAAAGAGUGUUCGACAUGGCCUUAUCUCUUCCAGUGGAUGGAAAUGCCAAAAUGUGUUGAAGUAGACUGGGGGACGCAAUGCUGCAAAUGAAGGAGUUUCACAUCUGGUGAAGUCAUCCCUAGGACAGGAGACUCAGGAUGAGAAGAUGGCCACUGUGCUGCUACCACCGGGUCCUGACAGCUUGCACCGGUUUACCUGGGAGUCCCUGGCUGCCGUGGAGCAGCGGAUCGCCGAGGAAGAGGCCCGGCGCACCAAGCACUACCAGGAGGACCUGGGAGAUGUGGAGCUGCCCAGGCCCCGGGCCGACCUGGAGGCCGGCAAACAGCUGCCGCGCAUCUUCGGCGACAUCCCCAACGGCCUGGUGGGCGUCCCACUGGAGGACUUCGACCCGUUCUAUUUCAUGAACCAGAGAACUUUUAUAGUACUGAACAAAGGGAAGGCCAUCUUCCGAUUUAGUGCCACAUCUGCACUCUAUAUUUUUAGCCCCUUUCAUCCUGUUAGAAGAGCAUCAAUAAAGGUUUUAGUACACUCAUAUCCUUUCUGGUGGAACACUCAAAAUUCCACCAACUCUUGUCUGUUUUAG